Dovyalis caffra is the source of this 936-nucleotide messenger RNA. The record is from the annotation of a GenBank genome assembly. Lineage: Eukaryota; Viridiplantae; Streptophyta; Magnoliopsida; Malpighiales; Salicaceae.
AUGAAUUCUGAGUCGAUGAGUAGCGAUCAUUACAGAGCUGUUUUCCCUAUUGUAUCUUGGAGAGAUGAUGCGAUGUCUGCUGGUGCUCAUGCAUCCAAAACUAAGGCAGGAAAUACCCCUCCUCUGCAUGCACUUCUUCUGAGUUUGUUAAAAACCGGAGCUGGAAAUUUCUACCAUUCUGAAUGCCCCAAGGCAGAGGGCCUUCAACUGUAUUCGGAGAAAGGGAAAUCACAGAAGGCACGCUCCCCAGAGUUCAUCGAUGGUUCAGAUGGAUUCAGCAAAGAAGCUACAAUCAUAAGGCAAGGCCAGUUUCCGGUGGACAUCCUUCACAAACUAAAAGUCCUCGAAUUGCAAUGCUUUCAUGAGGAAUCCGCAGUUUUUCCGUUUGAUCUCCUAAUUCAGAGAGUCCACAAUCUGGAAAACCUUGUUGUCAGACAUGGUCUGUUCAAAGAGCUGUUCUCAAGUGGACUUUUUGGUGAGGAGAAACAUGCAAUGACACUUGCACGGAUAAAAUGCCUAAAACUUGUUUGGCUUCCCAAUCUGGAGCGUAUUUGGAAUCAAGGUUUGCUAGUGGACCAACUUAUUAAAAAUCUUGAAAAGUUAGAAGCAUGGAGAUGCUACAGUUUGACCAAUUUAGCACCAUCUAUCACAUCAAUCCAAAAUCUAAGAUCGCUGGAUGUUUGGCAAUGCAAAGGAUUGAAAUAUUUAAUAGCAUCCUCAACUGCCAGAAGUCUUGUGCAACUCACUGCAAUGACUGUAAGAAAAUGCGAAGUGAUAACAGAGAUUGUAGCAAAUGAGGGAGAUGAAUCAGAAAGUGAGAUUAUUUUCAGGAAAUUGGAAAGUAUUAGACUUGAUUAUUUUCAGGACAUUUACUCAACGUGGGAUUUGACCCAGAACUCAAGCCUCGGCUCCAACCAGAAAAGAGACAGAAAAUGA